Molecule: messenger RNA, 1347 nt
Organism: Talaromyces stipitatus ATCC 10500
Lineage: Eukaryota; Fungi; Ascomycota; Eurotiomycetes; Eurotiales; Trichocomaceae
Product: CBF/NF-Y family transcription factor, putative
Exons: 3
Coding region: 484-1347 (287 amino acids)
Biological process (GO): transcription by RNA polymerase II; positive regulation of transcription by RNA polymerase II; negative regulation of transcription by RNA polymerase II
Cellular component (GO): negative cofactor 2 complex; nucleus
Molecular function (GO): RNA polymerase II general transcription initiation factor activity; transcription corepressor activity; transcription coactivator activity
Source: RefSeq, a predicted model, not a curated record
GAGAAGAACUUGUUUCUAUUACUUCCACGCACAUUUCCCCCACUUUCUUACCUUGAUACCGCCCCACCUCUGUCAAUUUAUGCUGCGCCUGCCUUUGCGCCACGCACUCUCAACACCGCACUGAAAAUUGAAAAUAUACUUCUGAGAAGCUUGGACCAUCUUAUCUAGAUGGAAAAGCAUCGCAAGCAGAGCAACGAGAACAACGAAAGGCUACAGAGACUAAGACUUAGAAAGCGGCCCGUUUGAAUUGGCGCUGUUUCAUCUCUUUCAGGAUAGAAUUGCGUCCGAUCUAUCUUUAGCGAUCUGGAGUUUUGUACUUGUGAGGGUUUGACAUAGCUAUCAGGCCAUAUCCAAGUAACUCGAUAUACGCCUCUUGGCUUGCGACCAACGACUUUCCCUGCUUUUUUGCAAGGGCCGGUUUUCUUCAUCUUCUGAUUCGUUGACAAUUCAUUUAUCUUGUCAGCCACACCAGAACACCAGAAUAUGACAGACCCGGAGAGCUCUUACCGGCCGCGAUCCCCAGAUUUUUCCUCCUUCCCAUCCUUCCCGAACAACACCUUCAAUAACAACGACAACGACAACAACAACAACGCGUAUCAGCCACAACCACCCUACCUCGCUAGCCCUCUCGGUCAACGCGCUUCCUACGACGCCUCACCGUUUUUUGCCUCUGGCUAUCAACCUCCAGUCGUCAAUAACCACGUUCAUCAACCAUACCACCAACCGUUUCUUUAUCUUAAUCAUAAUACUACUCUCGAUAAUAACGCCUACGACAGUAACGCCUUUGACGACAUGGCAAGACGAAGUGCUCGCUUGUCAGCUCAAGCUCAGACCCAAACACAACCUCCUCCAUCAAUCCACGCCCAUGUCCAAUCUCCCGCUGCUCAUCAAUCCGAACAAAACUUCAUAUUCGACCAACACGUCGCGCCCAAAAAGGAAGCAGAAUCAGACGAACGUAUACCGAAACCGUGGGAUGGCAUUGACGUGAAAACGAAAUUUCCAGUAGCCAGGAUAAAACGUAUUAUGCAAGCGGAUGAGGAGGUCGGGAAAGUGGCUCAAGUAACGCCAAUCGCAGUUUCCAAAGCACUUGAACUAUUCAUGAUCUCCCUCGUCACCAAAGCCGCACAGGAAGCCCGAGACCGAAAUUCAAAACGAGUCACGGCCGCGCACUUGAAACAAGCCGUCGCCAAAGACGAAGUCCUCGACUUUUUAGCAGAUAUAUGCUCAAAAGUACCGGAUCAACCAGCGCGAAAGAACGAUGAAGAUGGAAGUGAUCAUAAUAAUGAAGGGAAACGAAAAUCAGGCGGUGGAAGACGAAAACGAGACCUUGACAGUGAUGACUUUUAA